This is a messenger RNA of Microdochium trichocladiopsis, 924 nucleotides long. RefSeq names its product NmrA family transcriptional regulator. Bases 1 to 924 code for a protein of 307 amino acids. The record is from RefSeq and is a predicted model, not a curated record. The transcript has 4 exons. NCBI's taxonomy places the organism in Eukaryota, Fungi, Ascomycota, Sordariomycetes, Xylariales, Microdochiaceae.
AUGGCCAAAGAGCUUCUCACGGUCUUUGGGGCUACUGGCAAGCAGGGUGGGGCCCUGAUCAGACAUGUCCUGAACACCCCGACCCUGGCAUCCAAGUUCACACUGCGAGGCAUCUCGAGGGACACGAGCAAGAGUGCGGCCCAAGCAUUGAGCAAUGCAGGCGUCGACAUGGUCCAGGCGGACCUGAACGACCCUUCGACGCUGGAUCGCGCCGUGGCUGGCUCUCACAUAGUGUUCGCUGUGACCGAUUACUGGGUACAAGCGCUGCCGCAAGUCGAGGUUGCUCAAGGUAAGGCGAUCGCUGAUGCCGCAGUCGCCGCUGGCGUGCAGCAUCUGAUUUGGUCCUCGCUUCCGAGCAUCUCCAAGUUGACCGACGGUCGCGUCAAGACGAUACACCACUUUGACAGCAAGGCCGAGGUGGAGACUUACAUCCGCGGACUCGAUAUUGGAAGCAUCUUCUUCGCGCCAGGUUGGUUCAUGUCAAACCACCUGGAAUCUUUCAGACCUCAACCCGUGGGAAACGACACGUAUAUACUCGUCUUACCCUGGUCCAGUGCGACUCGCUUGCCGCUGAUCGAUGUCCGAGACACGGGCAAGUUCCUCGCUCCGGUCCUUCUCAACCCUAAGCGCUACCAUGGAAAGAGCCUCACCUGUGCCACCGCCUACUACAGCUUGGCUCAGAUGGUCGAAGUGUGGAGUAAAGUCACUGGCAAGACCGUCAUGUGCAAGACCCUCGGCGUCGAUAUCCCCUUCUCCGAGGUUCCCGAGGAGCAUAGGCCGCUAUUAGAGAGCUUGGCAAGCAUCCAGGAGCUGGGGUACUAUGGACCGAGUGGUCCGGCAGACCUUGCGUGGACGCUGUCGCAGCUGUCUGAAAAGCUGGGGACUUGGGAGGACUUUGUGAAGGAUCAGGAGCCCUGGUUUUGA